UUCAAAAUUUUUUGCAAAACAUUAACUUGAAUACUGUACAGUGGCAAACCUUAGAGGGAGCUUUCAAAUUAUUUAGGAGAAAGAAUUCAAGAACUAUGUAACAGAUGAUUCACAUAGGUAACAGGGGUGAAAUUGCCCGACUUAAUAGAUUUUCAUGUGAUUAUGAGUGUGAGCCUUGGGGAGUGGUGUAAGGCGUUGUGCUUGAACAACUGUUCUUGUACAGCAUAUGCCUACUCAAAUCUUAAUGGAAGCAGUGGCUGUUUGAUGUGGUCCGGGAACCUGAUUGAUAUCAGAGAGUUAAGUACAGAAACAAAUAAGGAGGACAUCUAUAUCCGCGGGCACACUUCUGAGCCAGAAGCAGGGAAAUCUGGGGAAAUAGAUACUUCAUUCCUGUCACCGUCUGUUCCAGAGUCAUACACUAAUCAGAAGACCAAAAAAAUAGUGAUCAUCCUUGUUAUAUCCAACUAUUUUGGAAUCCUCACCUUGGGCUUAGCAGUAUGGUUUCUAUUUCUGAAGAAGAGAACAAUGGGAACAGACCAGGAAAGCAAGAAGGAGAACUUAGAGUUACCUUUGUUUGACUUGCCUACCGUUGCAACUGCUACUAACAACUUCUCCAACACCAAUAUGAUUGGAGCAGGUGGCUUUGGGCCUGUGUACAAGGGCAAUCUGCCAGAAGGAGUAGCAGUAGCAGUGAAGAGAUUGUCCAAGAAUUCAGCACAGGGUGUGCAAGAGUUCAAUAAUGAAGUUGUUUUGAUGGCGAAACUUCAGCACAAGAAUCUUGUCAGGCUUUUGGGCUGCUGCGUUCAAGGAGAAGAAAGAAUUUUACUCUACGAAUCUAUGCCCAACAAAAGCUUGGAUUAUUUUAUUUUCGAUCAAAACAGAAGAGCAUUAUUGGCAUGGGAUAAGCGCUGCGAGAUUGUUAUGGGAUAGCACGAGGGCUUCUCUACCUCCAUCAAGACUCUAGAUUUCAAAUUAUUCACAAGGAUCUCAAGACGAGCAAUAUUUUACUGGACGACAAUCUCAACCCUAAAAUUUCAGACUUUGGCUUGGCAAGAAUUUUUGGAGAGAAUGAAAUGGAAACGAGAACAAAGAGAAUUAUUGGGACUCAUGGCUAUAUGUCCCCUGAGUAUGUGAUUGAGGGGCACUUUUCUGUCAAAUCAGAUGU
Messenger RNA from Vitis vinifera (wine grape), 1165 nucleotides. RefSeq names its product G-type lectin S-receptor-like serine/threonine-protein kinase SD1-1. Lineage: Eukaryota; Viridiplantae; Streptophyta; Magnoliopsida; Vitales; Vitaceae. The record is from RefSeq and is a predicted model, not a curated record. Gene Ontology annotation, biological process: protein phosphorylation. The coding region runs from base 163 to 930 and encodes 255 amino acids. The transcript has 6 exons. Gene Ontology annotation, molecular function: protein kinase activity; ATP binding.